Messenger RNA from Bactrocera dorsalis (oriental fruit fly), 1834 nucleotides. RefSeq names its product UDP-glucosyltransferase 2-like. Lineage: Eukaryota; Metazoa; Arthropoda; Insecta; Diptera; Tephritidae. The record is from RefSeq and is a predicted model, not a curated record. Gene Ontology annotation, molecular function: UDP-glycosyltransferase activity. The transcript has 5 exons. The coding region runs from base 82 to 1509 and encodes 475 amino acids.
GUGUCAUGUUUAUCAUUUACCGAUUGUAGUUUGGAUCAAGCGCAACAGUUAGAAUUUUUUGUGCCAGAAAAGAGUAAUAAAAUGAUUAUUUUACCGCUGAUCGCGUGUGUCCUGAUAUCUUCGUUAUAUCCGAACAACACCGAAGCUGCGAACAUAUUAAUAAUAACGCUUGGAGGCACCAAGUCACAUAAGAUACCGUUCUUGGCGUUAGCUCAUGGACUCAUACCCAGGGGGCAUCAAGUUACUUUUGUCAGUGGCUUUAAAUCUGCUGCAAUACACAAAGACUUACAAGAGCUGGCGCCAGGACCGCUUGUUGACUAUAUACAACAAUACAUGGACUUAGAUUUGGUUGGUGCACGUCAUGAGGGAAAACCUCCGUUAACUAUGUGGCAAGCUCUACGUUAUCCAACAGAGGUCUGUCGGAGUUUUCUAAGCGAUACAGCAAUAAUCCACUCACUGCUUUCGAAAAGCUACGAUUUAGCCAUUCUCGACGGCGCUUUUCCCGAAUGCGCACUCGGUUUAGUGCAUCGGCUGGGCGUGCCAUUUAUGUACAUCAACACAGUCGGUUUCUAUACGGGCAGCUUGUCUUUAGCUGGCAAUCCAAAUGUGUAUGCUGUCACACCGCAUGUGUUUACCACAUACACUCAUUCCAUGGAUUUCUUGCAACGGCUGCAAAAUGUUGUUACACAUAUAACGGCAGAGCUCCUACACAAGUAUUGCACCGCACAAGUACAUGCUGUACUACAAACUCACUUAGGCCGUCUUAUGCCGCACCCUUACAUACUGGGGCGCAACGUGUCUUUCGUACUACAGAACGGGCAUGCCAGUGUGACCUACCCACGCCCCUACUACCCAAAUGUAGCCGAAAUCGCCUGCAUACAUUGUCGUCCAGCCAACAAACUACCGCAGGAGCUAGAGCACUUUAUGUCGUCUGCACCGGCUGGUGUCAUCUACUGCUCGAUGGGCUCAUCGGUGCGCGCUACCAAUAUGCCCGAAGAGUUUCGCCAAAUCUUGAUUCGUACAUUCGCAAAACUUACACAGUAUCAUGUGCUCUGGAAAUGGGAGAGUAAUAUCACACAAAUCAAUAACCUGCCGUCUAAUGUGCGACUGAACACUUGGUUACCGCAGCAAGACAUACUCGGCCAUCGGCGUCUCAAGGCCUUCAUCACACACGGCGGCUUACUAAGCAUGUACGAGGCGAUUUAUCAUGCGGUGCCAGUGAUAAUGCUGCCCGUCUUCUGCGAUCAUGAUGUGAAUGCGGCAAAGGCAGUCACCGAUGGCUAUACCAUACAGCUAGCACUCGGCGCCCAAUUAACUGCCGCGAGAUUACAGCGUGCGAUAUACGAUAUUAUACACAACGGUAAAUAUAGACGCGCUGUUAGACUCAGGCGCGCGCUUUUACUUGAUCAGCCAAUGUCACCACUAGAGACCGCAAUCUUUUGGACUGAAUACACUCUACGCCACCGCGGCGCACACCACUUACAGCCACCUGCGCGUGACAUGAGGUAGUUUUCCUAAUCUUUUCAAAAUAUUUUCAAUAACUCCACAUUUACUCCGCACGCUCUUCUCACAGCUUCUACACUUACCACUCAUUGGAUGUGCUCAGCGCCUUUGCUCUGGGUCUGCUGCUGUUGAUUGUUCUCUUCGCCGCUUUGCUGAGGUGCCUGCGCCAUCUGUUGUUCGGGGAUAAAGCUAAAAGAGAUUGAGUGCUUUGCACACGGAAUGCACGUUCUCGCGCACAAAGUGCAAAAUUAAAUGCGAACAAAAGCCAGCCAUUCGCAGGUUCCCCCAAAUGUAUAGCAUUGUAAUGAUUUGAAAAUAGAAAUAUUCCAUA